GGGCACAUCCGAAAUUACAAGUUUUACGGGCGAGCGCGCGCAGAAGCUGCCCACCAGUCGUCAACAGCGAGCUCCAAAAUAUCAGCCAAGCAGAGCCGCCAUUCCUCUCACGCCUCACCUCACCCGCUCGUAGCGCCAUGCCAUCGUGGCGCGCGCUAGCUCGGCGACACCGACACGUCGUCCCGUCACCCUCUCAGAGCUCGGCACGUCUGCAGCUUCGCGAGGCUGCGACCACGAGUUUCGCGAGCAGAGCCGCAGCCCACGAAGCAGGCUCGUCAUCUUCGGCGAUGAGCUCUCGCGUCGCCGGAUCCGUCCUCCUCCGCCACCUCGGCCCGCGCGUCUUCGGGCCGGCCGCCGCGGCUGCGCAGAGGCCCCUGCUUGCCGGAGGAGAAGGGGGCGCCGUGGCCGUGCGGGCGCGGCCGCUGUCCACCUCCGCCGCGGAGGCGGCGAGGGAGGAGGCGGCCGCGUCCAAGGACAACGUCGCGAGCACCGCCGCCGCGACGGCCGAGGCGAUGCAGGCGGCGAAGGCCGAGGCGGUGCAGGCCGCGAAGGGGGGCAAGAGCCCCGCCGUGAGCAGCUACUGGGGCAUCGUGCCUGCCAAGCUGGUGAACAAGGACGGCGCCGAGUGGAAGUGGUCUUGCUUCAGGCCGUGGGAGGCGUACACGUCGGACACGACGAUCGAUCUCACCAAGCACCACAAGCCCAAGGUGCUGCUCGACAAGAUCGCCUACUGGACCGUCAAGUCGCUGCGCGUGCCCACCGACAUCUUCUUCCAGAGGAGGUACGGUUGCCGGGCGAUGAUGCUGGAGACGGUGGCGGCGGUGCCGGGGAUGGUGGGCGGGAUGCUGCUCCACCUGCGGUCGCUCCGGCGGUUCGAGCAGAGCGGCGGGUGGAUCCGGGCGCUGCUGGAGGAGGCGGAGAACGAGCGGAUGCACCUGAUGACCUUCAUGGAGGUGGCCAACCCCAAGUGGUACGAGCGGGCGCUGGUGCUGGCGGUGCAGGGCGUCUUCUUCAACGCCUACUUCGUGGGGUACAUCCUGUCCCCCAAGUUCGCGCACCGCGUCGUCGGCUACCUCGAGGAGGAGGCCAUCCACUCCUACACCGAGUUCCUCCGGGACCUCGAGGCCGGCAGGAUCGACAACGUCCCCGCGCCGCGCAUCGCCAUCGACUACUGGCGCCUCCCCGCCGACGCCAGGCUCAAGGACGUCGUCACCGUCGUGCGCGCCGACGAGGCGCACCACCGCGACGUCAACCACUUCGCCGCGGACAUCCAUUUCCAGGGGCUGGAGCUCAACAAGACGCCUGCCCCGCUGGGAUACCACUGACGAGUGACGAGUGAAUGCCCAGACCGACCUCUGAACCGCCUACUUCUGCCAUUUUGUUACUAGAGCUCCAAGAUUUCUGCAGAACAAAAGUUGUUGUUAAUAUAUGUGUCGGAUAGGUAAGGUAGUGAUGCUUGAGAAAUAAAACGGCCGUUUGUCACUAGAGCUCCAAGAUUUCUCUAGGAACUGCAGCUUUAAUCAUGAAGGUUUACAUCAGCUUGCAAAAUGUAACCGGUAAUUUGGUGCCCAGGUUGCUUGCUCGGUUUAGCUGUAUCUUCACGUUUAACAGUGAUCUUGGAAUGUGCAAGCGAUUCAUUUCAGCCA
Messenger RNA from Hordeum vulgare subsp. vulgare (domesticated barley), 1646 nucleotides. RefSeq names its product ubiquinol oxidase 1c, mitochondrial-like. The transcript has 4 exons. The record is from RefSeq and is a predicted model, not a curated record. Gene Ontology annotation, biological process: alternative respiration. Gene Ontology annotation, molecular function: alternative oxidase activity. The coding region runs from base 138 to 1325 and encodes 395 amino acids. Lineage: Eukaryota; Viridiplantae; Streptophyta; Magnoliopsida; Poales; Poaceae. Gene Ontology annotation, cellular component: mitochondrion.